Hyla sarda is the source of this 2853-nucleotide messenger RNA. RefSeq names its product lanC-like protein 2. The record is from RefSeq and is a predicted model, not a curated record. Gene Ontology annotation, cellular component: plasma membrane. Lineage: Eukaryota; Metazoa; Chordata; Amphibia; Anura; Hylidae. Gene Ontology annotation, biological process: carbohydrate metabolic process; peptide modification. Bases 1 to 2295 code for a protein of 764 amino acids. The transcript is spliced from 2 exons.
AUGCCACGGAACUCCGCUCCUCUAGUGACGGAAGAGGUUAGUGGAGACGGCCUUGCUGCGCAGCCUGCAGCCUCUGAACUCCGAGAGUCUGCGACAGAGACCGGGAGCUCACCACAGGUCAGUCCCCUGAAACAAAAACCUUGGCUGGCUGGACCAGACGGGGUGGAUGAUGUUAUCCCUAUUACUGACCAGCCUUGCGAGAAUAAUAUCUUUGCCUCCUACCACACAUCUGAUAAAAUGGUGUCGGACACAGUACUUAAGGACAUGUUGCUAGCGCUCCGUAAUUCCCUACAAGUUGACUUUUCUAAGUUGAUUAAGCCCAUACAGAUCACCUCCACCAUACUGGAACAUAAAGUGGCUAAUACAGAGACAAAGCUGGUGACAUUUGCAAAAGCCCACAAUGAUCUCCAAGGCGCUCAUAAUGCAUUAGACGACAAGGUUGAAGCCUUACAUGCAAAAAUGGUAGAUUAUGAAGACAGAAAUCGACGCAAUAAUGUCAAAUUUAGAGGCAUCCCUGAAGAAGAAGCAGGGAACCAGCUGGCCAAAUAUGUACUUCAAAUGACUAGACAUCUGCUGCCUGAUAUGGAACCUUAUGAGUAUACUGUGGACAGGGCCCACAGAGUACCUAAGCCUCGCAACUUACCUGACGAGGUCCCACGAGAUGUCCUGGCUCGCUUCACUUUCUUCCAUACUAAAGAUCUACUGUUGCAAUACUCACGGAGACACCCUACCUUACCUGAGCCUUUUGAGGAUAUACACAUUUACACGGAUUUGUCAGCUGCGACUCUACAAGCAAGAAGGAACUUUAGUCAACUGACGGUGACCCUGAGAGAUUUGGGAGAUCCCUAUAGGUGGGGGUUCCCUGCUAAGGUUCUUGUGAAUCGACAAGGGAAAGUUCAUACUUUUUUGUCAGCUGAAGAAGGACUGUAUUCAUUACAGGAGUGGGGAAUGAUCUUAGAGGGAAAAGAAGCGGAGGAACUAGGAGACGCUUCUCCAUUUGGCGGGGAGGCGGAGAUGGAGGAGCGCUCCUUCAGUAACCCAUACCCGGACUACCGGCCCGGCCCGGACACGGCAGAGCCGGCGGAGGAAGAAGAAGAUUAUGCCGCCGCCGCCGCCGCGGGUGAACCGGGAGAGCUGGACCUGCCCUUUGACAGAGAUGGAAAGAUUUUAGGAAGAUUUUCAAGACGUAUCCAGGCAAAAAUGAGUGAUCUGCUACAACAAAUGGAGGAAGGUCUGAAGACCGCUGAUCCACAUGACUGCUCUACUUAUACCGGAUACACAGGCAUAGCCCUCCUCUACCUGCAGCUGUAUCGUAUUGCCAAAGACCAGGCUCAUUUGCAGCGGUCUCUCGAUUAUGUGAAAAGAAUUCUGCGGAACCUGAAUGGCCGAAGAGUCACAUUCCUAUGCGGUGAUGCUGGGCCUCUCGCUGUAGGUGCUGUCGUUCAUCACAAGCUUCAGAAUCAAGCUGAAUCCAAGGAUUGCAUUACAAAGUUAUUGGCAUUGCAUCUGGGGGUGGUCAGCCCAGACUCUGAGCUUCCAGAUGAGCUGCUGUAUGGAAGAGCUGGUUAUCUCUAUGCGUUGCUCUAUCUAAAUGCGGAGAUCAGUCCAGACACGGUGCCUCAAGCUACAAUCAAAGAGCUUGUAGAUGCCAUUAUAGAAUCUGGGAAGAAUUUGUCUAAAGAAGAGCACAAGACGGAACGCUGUCCUCUGCUGUAUCAGUGGCACAAGAAGCAGUAUGUGGGGGCAGCCCAUGGAUUGGCUGGGAUCUACUACAUGUUGAUGCAGCCAUUAGCCAAAGUAGACCAGGAAACAUUAACUGAGCUUGUAAAGCCAUGCAUUGACUACGUACGCCACAAGAAAUUCAGGUCUGGCAAUUAUCCGUCAUCUUUAAGCAAUGAAACAGAUCGGUUGGUAUAUUGGUGUCAUGGAGCACCAGGAGUUAUACACGUGCUUCUUCAAGCUCAUAAGCUGUUUAAAGAAGAUAAAUACUUGAAAGAUGCUGUGGAUUGUAGCGAUGUUAUUUGGCAGAGAGGCCUAUUAAGAAAAGGAUAUGGCAUUUGUCAUGGGACAUCGGGGAAUGGAUACGCCUUCUUAUCACUUUACCACCACACCCAAGAUAAAAAGUAUCUCUACAGAGCCUGUAAGUUUGCAGAAUGGUGUUUAGAUUAUGGUGCACAUGGAUGCCGAAUCCUGGACAGACCAUACUCUCUCUUUGAAGGAAUGGCUGGCACAAUUCAUUUCUUGUCAGACGUGAUGACACCAGAGACUUCACGCUUUCCUGCAUUUGAACUUUGACUGGCUGGCAGGAGACUAUGGAGAGGAGUAUCUGUCAGCACUUGGAGAAGAUGAAGAGCUCAGAUGUGUUACAUUUGGUGCCUCCACCUUACUUGCCAACCUAGAUUCAUCACCACUUUUUACAGAAGAGCAGUUACGGUGUUUUCUGCAGACACCACUGCUAAAAAUUAGGUUAUCCUGAAUUUUGUUAUUUAUCCUGUGAUAUUGUUGUAUGUUUGUUGAAACUGGGAGAUGCUUCGUUUUUUGUUUUAUGUUAACACCUUUUGGUGUUGGAAAUAUUGGCUGCUUUUGUUGACCCUUUUAGGAGACACUGUAAAGUAUAAUUUACUUUGAUUCAUAGUGUAUAGUCUAACCCAGCAUUGGGGGGGGUCUGUCGGCGGUGUCGCCUGCACUGGAGCUGUCGCACAGGCUUGUGGCGCCGGUGAUGCUGAAUAAAAAGAUACUCGUGGCGACCAGAUUUGCCAAGCCGUUCCGCAGCAAUUCACUUUUUUCUUUUUAUGCAAAUGAGGGCCUUGAGGCAUGGGCAGAGCUCCGAACCGAGCUAGGGGCACGCUGAUG